AUGGACGACUGGAACGAAAUUACCUCUCUACCAGUCUUCUCACGGCCGUAUGCCGCAGUUUCGGCAACCUUCUUUGACCCAGCUCAGGACUUGCUUUGGGCAGGCGCGUCCGACGGCUUCCUCGCAUCCUUCUAUACCCAAGCCUUACGACCUUAUGCGUCGUCCCGUGUCCAUUCCUCGUUACCAGUUCUUCAAAUCGCCGCUGCCGAUAAGGCCCUGCUUGCACUUACUCCAGAAUCCCUUCGACUUGCAACACGCCGCGGUACUACAAAAACAACCCUCGACGCGCCUGCAGCCCUGGCCGGCUCGCUCGCGUGUAUGGCCCCAGCGCGUGAUGCCGAGCUCUACCUAGGUAGCACCGGAAGCCUCUCUGGUAUAGGUACCAACGAAAUUCUCAAGCUAAAUUUGGACGCUCCAGCUGGCUCCGUGUUCUCCACGGCCUCUAGCAUCCCGCUCUCUCCUGGGUCUGCCGGAGCUGUCAAGAUUGUGCGCACAGCACAUGCCCUGGUGGCUGGAAAAUCUAACGGUGCCGUCGACAUCAUCGACCCAAACACAAACCGCGUCGUCAAAUCGUUUCAAGCACAUACCAGCGUUGUCUCUGAUCUUGAUGCGCGCGAAACUACCCUUCUCACUUGCGGCUACUCGCUCCGCAAAGCCGGGGCCGCAGGCCAGUUGCUUCUCGAUCCGCUUGUCAACAUAUUUGAUUUGCGUGCAGGUAAACCUCUUCCUCCAGUACCUUUCCCUGCUGGUGCCGGGUUUGUUCGCCUUCACCCAAAACUCUCCACCUGCGCUUUCAUUGCGUCCCAAACAGGUCAAAUCCAGCUCAUUGACUUUGCAAACCCGGCUUCCACUCAAGUCAGACUCCAUCAGGCCGCUCUAGCAUCUUCCGGAACCCUGUCGGGUCUCGAGGUGUCCUCGUCAGGCGAUUUUCUGGCUCUCACUGACGGUGCAUAUGUCCAACUCUGGAGCAAUUCUGCAGACGACCCGACCUUUAAUGAGUUUGCAGCCCCCCUAGACUUCCCAGUCGAUCCAGCGGUCUAUACCCAACCAAUCUCAAGUAUGAUUCCUGCACAACCUCGCAGAAUCGAUAUUGACGAUGAUUCCACGCCGCUUAGUGCUAUCGGACUACCCUACUACAAAGACGAACUUCUUUCAUCGUGGUCAAUCGAGCCUGGAAUGCCCAUGGUCUUUGAUGAAGGCAUGCCCCCAGCAAAACUCCCACCAGAUGUUCUGCGGCAACUCCAGGCAGCCAUCAAUGACAAUUCCUCAACAGAUAUUCAUCCAACAGAUCUGGCCCUUGGUGGAAUCGGACUCACUGGCAUUUCUGCUCAAGAUCACGCGCGCCGCAACGUGGCUCAGAAAUACGUCUCUUUUAAGGAUCUUAAACGUCGCACCAUUGCGUCAGGCCCCAAGUUUAUUUCAGAAAGAAGUGGUGGGGCCGGUGGUACCGCAAGUGCAGGCGCAGCUGCUGGUACCGGUGGCCCUGGAGGAAGUGCAGGCAGUGGUAAUAGCGCCGACGAAACUACCCCACCAGCCUCUUCAAGUGACAUGGCCGAUGAUACCUCGCCAGUUCCGCGCGCGUACCGACGCCUGGAAAUCAAGUACUCCAAGUUUGGCAUUGCUGACUUUGACUUUGGCUACUACAACCACACGCAAUACUCUGGGCUUGAGCCUCAGUUUGUCAACUCUUACUGCAACCCGCUACUACAACUCUACUGCUACUCCAGGCCAAUCUACGAAUUUGCACUCAAUCAACUUAAACACAACUCCCUUGACGAUAAGUCGCUCCUGGCAGAGCUUGGCUUGCUCUUUGAUAUGCUCCAUAAAGCAAAGGGGUUGCACUGUGCGGCAGCAAAUUUUGUAAAGGCUCUUUCAACCAUCCCCCAAGCAAAUGCGCUUGGAUUGGUCACAGAUGAUGCCCACCCUCUUCGCGUGGGAUCCAGAUCGCUCAGUGUCUCUUCUACACAACCCCAACCAGGAUCACCACUGGCCGCCAUUUGUAGCAGAACCCUCGGGCUGGCCACUGGGUACGCACCAGGGCAUGGCCAAGGGCUGCUGUUACAAGCCUUUGCGCGGUUCCUAAUGGAACGCAUGGCCAUUGAUGAGCGUGCCUACGAUGCAUCUGCACGUGAGUUUGAAAAAAUUGCGGGCAUUGUUGUAGAAACAUCGACUCAUUCGCCCGCCUGUCAGUCCCGAUCAGUUCUCGAAACAGUGGUAUAUUCUCUUGAGCUGGUUCAGCCUAAAUCUGCCUUUUUGCCGACCCUCCAGGCAUCCCUCGACAAGCGUUCUCGUAGCUCUAAAGCAUGGUGUGAUACAUGCCGCAAGUUCCAUACCCAAACAGCAACUCGUACUGUCCGUGCACGGCUCCCCAAAGUGCUUAACCUGCAUGUCCCACUUGCAGACGAAACCGUACCCCCAAGCAAUUGGCCCGAGCCGCAAUUUGCCGUCCGCACAGAGCAGGCUGAGAACCAACCCACGUCGCUUAAAAUUGUGGCUGACGCUCAACCAGGGGACGAUAUUUAUGAACUCCUAGGCCUGGUGGUUGAGAUUCAAACAAACGCACAGACAGAUUCUGCACCUGCGUCGGCUUCGUCAGCUGCCCCAGGCUCACGGCCAUCGCGCAAUCCGGUUGAUACGCACCUGAUUACGUUUGUGAAAAUCGAAGGCCAGUGGCAUCUAUUCAAUGAUUUCCUGGUCAAGCCUGUUUCCGAGGCAGAGGCGCUGGAGGUGACUUCCUGGAAAACGCCUGUGGUUUUGCUCUACCAACGGAAAGAAGAAGAGGCACCACCAUUUGACUAUAAUGCCUGGAUAAACAGUCUCGACACGUCAAUUCUUUACCGUGACCACUUUGCUGCCGGGUUCCGUGCAGGAUUCAAACGCGAAUAUGAGCUGUUGGAUCCCACUACGGAAGCACCUGAGCCCGGGACCCUGGUGGCCAUGGACACAGAGUUUGUUUUGCUGCAACAUGAAGAGACGGAAAUCAUAUCUGAUGGAACAAAGUCGCUAGUGCGGCCCAAAGAGGUGACGCUUGCUCGAGUGUCUGUUGUGCGGGGAACAGGACCCAAGCAGGGUGUGCCGUUUAUUGAUGACUUUAUAGCAACGUCUGAAACCAUAGUGGACUACCUGACAGAAUAUUCAGGCGUUGAGCAGGGCGACCUGGACCCCUGGACGUCGACGCGCGGGUCGCUAGUGACGCAGCAAACGUCAUAUAAGCGGUUGUGGCUAUUGUUGAAUCUUGGGUGUGUAUUUGUUGGUCAUGGACUUGAUAAUGAUUUCCGGACAAUUGGGAUUCACGUACCGUCUGCACAGGUGGUUGAUACGCUUGGGUUGUUUUACCUACCUGAGUACAAGCGGCGACUAUCGCUCAAGUUUUUGGCAUACGCGUUGCUACAUGAAAAUGUGCAGACGGGGAACCAUGAUUCAAUUGAGGAUGCUGUAACGGCGCUACGACUGUAUAAGGAGUAUAUGAGGGUGUCAAGUAAAGGCCCGGAUGCGUUUGUGGCGCUGUUGCAUCAGUUAUAUAAGGAAGGUAAAAAGUGUAACUUUCGGCCGCCGCCAAAAGAUGUUUGA
Magnusiomyces paraingens is the source of this 3570-nucleotide messenger RNA. RefSeq lists its product as uncharacterized. NCBI's taxonomy places the organism in Eukaryota, Fungi, Ascomycota, Dipodascomycetes, Dipodascales, Dipodascaceae. The coding region runs from base 1 to 3570 and encodes 1189 amino acids. The transcript has 2 exons. Gene Ontology annotation, biological process: nuclear-transcribed mRNA poly(A) tail shortening; mRNA processing. The record is from RefSeq and is a predicted model, not a curated record. Gene Ontology annotation, molecular function: protein binding; poly(A)-specific ribonuclease activity; nucleic acid binding. Gene Ontology annotation, cellular component: P-body; PAN complex.